AUGAUGGCCUACGGGGGCACCGCUGGUAACGGGGGCGCGAUGGGCCCGACGUCCGGCGGCAGCGGCGGCGGUGGUGCGGAUGUCCUGGGUACCACUGCCGGCGACUACAGCCCUCAGAGCACGCCCAAUCCCACACCCCUGACCGGACACUCGACCACGGGUAGCACGGUGGAGAACGCUUACACGCCCGGCGUAACCGGAGCGGCCAGCUACAGCCCCCAGGAUAGCCCGGCGAGCUCCGCCGGGGGCAGCGGUAACGGCCAGCUGCCGAGUUUUGGUUUCACGCAGGAGCAAGUGGCGUGUGUCUGCGAGGCGAUGGUGUCGAAUGUCCAGGUUCUCCAGCAGGCAGGCUCCGUGGAGAGGCUCAGCCGAUUUCUAUGGUCUCUGCCGGCGUGCACCAGAUUGCACCGGCAUGAGAGCGUCCUCAAAGCCAAGGCGAUCGUUGCCUUUCAUCGGGGCCAAUUCAAGGAGCUCUACAGGAUCCUGGAGAGCCACACCUUCAACCCGAACAAUCAUCCGAAGUUGCAGAAUCUCUGGCUCAAGGCCCACUACAUCGAAGCCGAGAGGUUGCGCGGCAGGCCCCUCGGCGCAGUUGGCAAGUACCGGGUGCGCCGUAAGUUUCCGCUACCGCGCACCAUCUGGGACGGCGAAGAGACGUCUUACUGCUUCAAAGAGAAGUCCAGGAGCGUCCUGAGGGAAUGGUACGCCAACAAUCCGUAUCCGUCGCCGCGCGAAAAGCGAGAUUUGGCGGAGAGCACCGGCCUUACCACCACGCAAGUCAGUAAUUGGUUCAAAAAUAGGAGACAGAGAGAUCGCGCUGCCGAGCAUAGUGGCCAGAGGGAGGAUAAAACUCACGGCGGAGGUCUCGGGGACUCUAGCAGCGAGAGCGGCGACGAAACAAAGCGACAGUCCAGCCAGCAGCAACAGCAACAACAACCGUCUUCCUGUGCGAUUCAACAGCAACAGCAGCAGCAGCAGCAGCAGCAACAAAUGGUGGACCAUCAGCAAACCUCUAGCAUGUACCAACUUCCGCCACCAGCUUCCGUCUCAGUUUCCAGCCCGCAUUCGUACCACCAAGGCCACAGUUCGACCUUGAGCCAUCCGCACAUGCAGCACCACGACACGAGUUCCGAAAGCGGUGACGACAAGAGGAACCUUCAUCAUCAGUUGCAGCAUCAUCUCCAGGUGGGCACCCAUGGCGCUCAUGGUUUAGUCCAUCCUGCCGCCACCUUGCCCCCACCACCGCCUAGCUGCGCUCAACAGAAAAGUCAGCUAGAUUACAUGCAAUACUAUCCACAGGACUAUCUAAUCGGCACGCCAACCUCCGCGGAUCUGCAGAAGUCCUUGCCGCACACGGCAACGUCGAUGCAGAUGGGUGCGAUUGCCCCUUCUAUGGGCGGGUUGAGCCCGAUGGGCCCCUCGUCGAUGCUGUCCAACACCAUGCAAAGCGUCAACACCAUGAAUACCAUGUCGAUGAACGGCAUGGGCAUGGGCGCUUACCAAGGCAUGGGUUCCAUGGGAAUGUCGACGUCGCAUACGAGUUACCACAGCGGCCUCGUGCUGGGUGAAUACCAUUCGUUGUGACCUUGGGCCCCAAGUACUCAGAGCAAGAGGAGUCAAGAGAAGACUUAAUGCACAUGGGCGGAGCGCAAGACUUCCGAUCGAUCAAGGUACUCGAGUAGCUUGUCGAAAUUAGGAUCGUCAAUAAAUUAUUACCGCUGAAGAAAAAUCAA
Cyphomyrmex costatus is the source of this 1733-nucleotide messenger RNA. RefSeq names its product SIX homeobox 1 protein sine oculis (gene so). Gene Ontology annotation, biological process: regulation of transcription by RNA polymerase II. The transcript is spliced from 5 exons. Gene Ontology annotation, cellular component: transcription regulator complex; nucleus. Gene Ontology annotation, molecular function: RNA polymerase II cis-regulatory region sequence-specific DNA binding; DNA-binding transcription factor activity, RNA polymerase II-specific. NCBI's taxonomy places the organism in Eukaryota, Metazoa, Arthropoda, Insecta, Hymenoptera, Formicidae. The record is from RefSeq and is a predicted model, not a curated record. The coding region runs from base 1 to 1584 and encodes 527 amino acids.